UCCCAACCCGUGUGCAAAAUCCUUUCUUUCCCUGUUCAGCUUGUAAAUGCCCGCCGGCGGCGGGGCAGUCUCUGCCAUCGGUGGAUUACUUGGAGAUAAGAAACAGACAAAUGUACAGAGAUAAUUCUAAAUUUCUAAUGGCAGGCACCACAUGUGAUGGAGGGGAAGUUUGUCCUCUUUCUUUUUGCCGCUUAACCCCCAAUCAUCUCGAAUUCCCUUCUCUGAGCUCUCACAUCGCCGCCUGCUUUUCUGCUCUGCUCUGUUCAGUCACUGUCCACAGUUCCCACCAGCUCCUCUAGGCUCCACUCUCCCUCCUUCUCCCCCAUAAACCCUGUUUGUUUGGUUUUUUCACCUUGGCUUACCAGCAAAAAGCAUUAUGUGGGACUCCGAGAGUGAAACCGGCGGCGGCGGCGGCGGCGGCCGGGAUUAUGGCAAUGGAGCUAUUUCCUCCACCAAACACGCCCUCCAGACUGAUGGAUUCGAGCUCAGAGACCGUUCCUGGUAUGUUGCUACUGAUAUCCCGAGCGAUUUCCUGGUCCAAAUUGAAGGCGUUCAGUUCCACCUCCACAAGUACCCUUUACUAUCCAGGAGCGGGAAAAUGAACAGACUGAUCUACGAAUCGAGGGAGGCAGCAGAGGUGAACAAGGUUGUUCUCGACGAUCUCCCCGGCGGCCCCGACGCAUUCGAGCUAGCAGCCAAGUUCUGCUACGGAAUCGCUGUCGAUCUAACCGCAUCCAACAUCUCAGGGCUAAGGUGCGCGGCAGAGUACAUGGAAAUGACAGAGGAUUUGGAGGAAGGCAACCUCAUCUUCAAAACCGAAGCAUUCCUCAGCUACGUGGUUCUUUCCUCGUGGAGAGACUCCAUCGUCGUGCUCAAGAACUGCGAGAAGCUGUCACCGUGGGCAGAGAAUCUCCAGAUCGUGAGGCGAUGCAGCGAAUCGAUCGCGUGGAAGGCUUGUGCUAAUCCGAAAGGGAUCAGGUGGGCUUACACUGGGAAAGUUCCCCCUAAGGUCUCCAGCCCCAAAUGGACUGAUAGCUCGUCGAGUCCUAGUCGAAACCAGCAGCCGGUUCCUCCCGAUUGGUGGUUCGAAGACGUUUCGAUCCUCAGGACGGACCAUUUCGUCAGGGUGAUCACCGCGAUUAAAGUGAAAGGGAUGAGAUUCGAGUUAAUCGGUGCUGCAAUCAUGCACUAUGCUACGAAAUGGCUCCCUGGGAUGAUCAAAGAUGGUGGUGGCAUUCAUGAAGGAAGCAAUAACAGUGAUUUUAGCGGCAGCAGCAAUUGGAAAGGCGGGCUGCACAUGAUCAUCGCAGGAGGAACUACGACGAACAAGGACGAUCCGCUCGCUCCCUCGGUGCAGAGCAAGGACCAGAGGAUGAUUGUGGAGAGCUUGAUCAGCAUCAUCCCGCCGCAGAAGGACAGUGUCUCUUGCAGCUUCCUUCUCAAGCUUCUGAGGAUGGCGAACAUGCUGCGAGUUGCGCCUGCUCUGGUGACCGAAUUGGAGAAGCGAGUCGGUAUGCAGUUCGAGCAGGCUACAUUGGCAGACCUGUUGAUUCCUAGCUACAACAACAACAAGACAAUGUACGAUGUGGAUCUUGUGCAGAGGCUGUUGGAGCAUUUCCUUGUGCAGGAACAGACUGCAGAGAGCUCUAGUCCUAGCAGGCAAUCGUUCUCUGAGAAGCAUGGCAAUAUGUAUGAUGGAAUGGCGGCUCAGAGAGGUGGUGGUAAUAAUCAUCCUAGUGCGAAGAUGAGAGUGGCGAGGCUUGUUGAUAGCUAUCUUACAGAGGUUGCUCGAGACAGAAACCUGUCACUGACUAAGUUUCAGGUUCUGGCUGAGGCUCUGCCUGAAUCCGCGAGGACUUGUGACGAUGGACUUUACAGGGCCAUUGAUUCUUACCUUAAGGCGCACCCGACGCUGUCAGAGCACGAGAGGAAGCGCCUCUGCAGAGUAAUGGACUGUCAGAAGCUCUCCAUCGACGCCUGCAUGCACGCCGCGCAGAACGAGCGCCUCCCGCUCCGAAUCGUGGUUCAAGUCCUCUUCUCCGAGCAAGUCAAAAUCAGCAAUGCCAUAGCCCACAACAACCACAGCAGCCUCAAGGAAACAGGGGACUCUGCAGCGGCGGCCGGUUUCUACCAACCCAUGGUGCCCAACAGGAAGACUCUGCUGGAGGGGACGCCGCAGUCUUUUCAAGAAGGUUGGUCGGCGGCGAAGAAGGACAUCAACACGCUGAAAUUCGAGCUGGAGACGGUGAAGGCCAAGUACAUGGAGCUGCAGGGGGAGCUGGAGAGCUUGCAGAGGCAGUUCGAGAAGGCGACCGCGGCGGCCGGUGGUGGCGGCGGCGGCGGUGGUGGUGGGAAGAAGCAUGGGUCGUCAGCGUGGGCGGUUGGUUGGAGGAAGUUGAGUAUGUUUGGUAAGGGUGGGGGAUUGGAUGGAAGUGAUCACGGUGGCGAUCAUCAUCACCGGGGGGCAGGGGAGGGGCAGGGGAGCAGCCGGAAGACGCCGGCGAGGCGGUGGAGGAACUCCAUUUCUUGAUGAUUUUGCAAGAGAGUGUUUGCUUGAUAUGUUGUGUGGUUAAUGUUUUUCUUUCUUGCACAUCUUAUUUAUCUAUUUUUUUUUUAACUUCUAUUGCUUAAUAUUUUAUUUCGAAAAUUUCGUUGAUGGAUUUUGAUUUCGAGAGCGAUAAAUGUUUGAUUAAUAACUAGCCAUAGUUGUAAGUGUGAUCUGUUCAGGUUUUAGAAGCAAUGUGGCAUCAGCGAAAAUUAAUAAGAUGCUUUCUUUCAUGAAAUA
Molecule: messenger RNA, 2785 nt
Organism: Linum tenue
Lineage: Eukaryota; Viridiplantae; Streptophyta; Magnoliopsida; Malpighiales; Linaceae
Source: the annotation of a GenBank genome assembly